This is a messenger RNA of Racocetra fulgida, 873 nucleotides long. The record is from the annotation of a GenBank genome assembly. Lineage: Eukaryota; Fungi; Glomeromycota; Glomeromycetes; Diversisporales; Gigasporaceae.
AUGGAAAAACAAUACCUUGACUUAUUGGAUGAAAUAAUGAAAAAUGGGGCCAACAAAUCUGACCGAACCAGAGUUGGAACCAAGGUCUUGUUUGGCUGCCAAAUGCGAUUCGACCUUCGUCAAGGUUUGGCCGAAUUUAGAGAAAAAAUUAAAAACGAUAAUGGGUUUGCUAAAAAAUAUGGUGAAUUAGGUCCGGUUUAUGGUGUGGACCAGUUAAAAGAGUUAGUGGAAAAUCUAAAAAAUAAUCCUUUUUCUCGCCUGCCGUUUAAUAUUGCUAGUUAUAGUUUACUGACUGCCAUGCUAGCCCAAGUUUGUGGUUAUGAAGUAGGAGAAUUUAUUCACGUUAUUGGUGACGCUCAUAUUUAUUUGAACCACCGCGAGCAAGUACAAGAGCAGUUAGGCCGCAAACCCAAAAAAUUACCAACCCUCAAACUCAAUCCUUCAAUAAAAUCGCUUUUUGAUUUUCGUUUUGAAGAUAUUGUUUUGGAAAAUUAUGAGCCUUAUCCGGCCAUUAAAGCCCAAUUAGAAGUAGUCAAAGAUACUUUUCAUAAUUGUUUGGAGGCAUUUGAGGAGUAUAUGGAAAAAUUAAGCAUUCCCGAUAUUAAAAGGCAGAUUUAUCGCCGAACCAUUGCUGACAGUAAUGACACGAGAGAAGGGUUUGAGGAUUUAUUUUUGACCCAAUUACUUCUUGACCGCGACUUAUUGAGAAAAAUCGGCGGUGGUGCGUUGAGACAUUUAAACCACCCUCACGAAUUACCAGAAGUUAAUAUCACCGGCGGGAGCGAAAGUGGCUGGAAAAAAUUCGAAGAAAUUACUAAUUCUCUUUCAGCAACCGAAAAAGACAAUUUUCACUUCUAUCAAGGUGAAUACUGA